GGGAAUAGAAGGAUGCACAAUUCAGGGUCUUGUUUUUUCUUUCUCAUAGAGAUGAUCAAAAUCUUUGUAUGAAGUUGGAACAGCUAUGCUGACAUCUUAGAUGGAAAACUAAAAGUCACGAGUCGAGAAAAGAGAUGCCUUCACAAACAGAAGAUAGUUGAUGACAGGCGUUAAGAUUGGAACUCGCAAUCGUAAUUCGGUAAAUUAAAAUACCUUUACGACUGAUGUGUUUGAGCCUCGUGUUGCCAUUGUCUGCCUAACCAAACGAACAAGUUCAGCAGAAAAAAAUACUUUGAGGAUAUAAAAUAUAAGUAUCGAUACCAUUAUUCCUGGAUCACACAAAUUAUGAAAAGGUAUUUUAAUUCAGUGGGAAUAGAAGGACGCACAAUUCAGGGUCUUGGUUUUUCUUUCUCAUAGAGAUGAUCAAAAUCUUUGUAUGAAGUUGGAACAGCUAUGCUGACAUCUUAGAUGGAAAACUAAAAGUCACGAGUCGAGAAAAGAGAUGCCUUCACAAACAGAAGAUAGUUGAUGACAGGCGUUAAGAUUGGAACUCGCAAUCGUAAUUCGGUAAAUUAAAAAUACCUUUACGACUGAUGUGUUUGAGCCUCGUGUUGCCAUUGUCUGCCUAACCAAACGAACAAGUUCAGCACAAAAAAUACUUUGAGGAUAGAAAAUAUAAGUAUCGAUACCAUUAUUCCUGGAUUACACAAAUUAUGAAAAGGUACUCUUUGGUUCUAUUGGGUAAAGUCACGUAGGUGAAAAUAAAAUAAAAAAUCACGACGUUUCGGCCACAACACAAGCGGCCUUCAUCAGGUGAAGGGACGAGACUGUCUGGAGGACAGUGGGAAUAGAAGGACGCACAAUCCAGGGUCUUGGUUUUUUUUCUCAGAGAUAAUCAAAAUCUUUGUAUGAAGUUGGAACAGCUAUGCUGACAUCUUAGAUGGAAAACUAAAAGUCACAAGAGUCGAGAAAAGAGAUGCCUUCACAAACAGAAGAUAGUUGAUGACAGGUGUUAAGAUUGGAACUCGCAACCUGCUGAUUGUUACUGAGUGCCCUAGCCACCGUCUUUACAUUAGCAAGUCCGCCCUGGGUAAUAUUUUUUACGUAAACAUUUUUUGCCGAGUUCUUGAAUGUUGGAGGUUGUAAUCUGCUUUUAUCCUUUAUAGUAAGGGGGAUUAAUGGCUUUGGGAGGUAAUGCGUAUGCCCUUGUAUUGACCUUAAGCUUAAGAUUGGGAGGCCAAGAGGAUUGUUGAAUGCACACAUAUUUUGAGAUUGUAAAGGGUCCAGCACAAACAGUUUUGUUCACCUUGGUGUCACCUGGUCUUUGAAUUAGAUUCUAAAUGCUAUGAGAAAGCAUUGUCUCCACACUAGCAUGGGGCCUUGAUAUGUCCGUAGAUGUCCCGAGCAGCUGCCUAGUAUGGUUGUCAAACGAGCCCGGCGCAAACAAUGAGAUAGAAACCCUCUCCCCUGUCCAAUUUUCUCUUAUAGCCUGGCGCCACGACUCUACAAAUCCCGUGCCUACAUAAAGCCACAACAGCAGAUCAUUAUUUAUCACCUGAUGUCGGACGCUUGCGUUGUGACCGAAACGUCGUUUAAAAAAAAAUGUGUUCUAUCUACGUGACUUUACCGAAAUAACCAGAGAGCGUCCUCUCCUAUUUACGUCAACCAUUAGCAAUACACCACCACUGUUAGUAAUGUUAAUAUUGAAAUCUAUACUAAUUGUGUUAUAAAAAGUUAACUUAAAUAUGUGAGUCCAAGACAGUGUUUUUUUAAGUUGUCAGCGGUCACAUUGAUGGUAUAACAGCUGCGUGCCUUAGCCGUGAGAAUUAACCACAUUACGUAAUUAAGAAAAUAAUUAAGAAACGAAUUAAGAAACGUUGCCAAGGCGGGCAAAUUGGUUUAGAGACCAACAGUGCAAUUAGUAAUCCUAGGUUACAUAAGCAUCACCAUUGCAUUCCAUAGUCUGAAUUGACAGAUUUACAUUUCCUAUUUAACAUCGUCGACGACGGCAUUGUAAGCCAUACAACGCUUUGGCAUACGAAUUGUAUAACGUAACGCGGAUGCGCGCUGGUUCGAAUUCGUUACUACUGACAAAGCGCGUGCCGUUCGUUUUCGCAGUACGCAUAGGCAAACGACAAAAAAACCCAUUUUGCAUUUACCAGCGUGGAUAGGUAUCGGAGGUUACAUUUUGGUAGUGCGCAUAAGCGCGCGGUGUCUCUUUCGAGAGUUCCGCUGUGCAAGACGCCGCCGGUCGCCAGGCUACGGAGUUUUUUUUGGGUAGUGGGGGGGCGGCAGCUAUCACUAAACACGCAGGCCCCGUGGCGGCUCCGCUCCCUUCAACUGCAAACAAACCAAAAAAAAGCCACGAAGCUCACCCAGCCUGGAGACAGCGCGAAGAUUACAGUGCCGUAAUCCUAGAGCGGGGCUCAGCAAUUCUGCAACUCCAGAAAAGGGAAUUUUAAUUUAACAACCUGCAUAGCGAUAGUAACACCUUGCGUACAUUAGUGAGCCAAUUGCAGGACACGUUUUUAAUGAAACACACGUGGGUACUCAAAUGCAGUAUAAACUGCACAUUUGCACAUAGGUCAGUAUGUUUAAUAUGAAAACGAAUAGUUGAAUCUGCUGAGCAGGACCCUCCUGAAGAGAGAGAGUAUUUGAGACUUAGUGCAAGGCUUUUCCGGGCUAAUAUUUCCAAACAUUUAAAAAGUAAUUGCGUUUUGCACUGAGCACCACCGUCAUGGUCUUGUGAAUGUUCGGAUUAUGUGGAAUUUUGUAAGUACUAUAGUCACAGAGCAGUUAGCUAAGGUCAUUGGAGUGCCUUUGUGUUAAGUGGCUGUUGGAUCAUUAUGAAGCGGUGAAUACAUUUUUACAUUUAUAUUUAGCACUAUGUGCAGUGUACUUGAAUGGUCCUCGGAGCACAGUGAUGAUUUGCCAGUUCAGCACUACCUCAUACAGUUCGCAUGAACACUUUGGUGAAGGCUGUGCCUUUGUGUGCCCAGUGGAGAUUAUGAGUACGUGGCGUUUGACUUCAUAGAUGCAGUAACCUUUAUCAUUAUACGAGCCUAAACAUUAACUCGGAUAUCAAAAAUAACAACUGGAAUCAAACAACGACUUCUCAAUCAUUCCACCGACUUCUGAAUCAUUCCACCGUGAGAAGAGACCGUGUGCUGGAGACCUGCAAGACUUGGCGUGACUGCAUUGCAGCCACAUCCCUGUGGCCAUAUCGCACCAUCAUCCCACAGCGACCUCCCAACGUUAAUUCCUACAAGGAACCGACGUUAUCUUUCUUUGGAGGAGGACGCCGUUGAGUGACGACAAUGCCGUCCGCAUCCAGCAGUGGCUCGGAGAGCAGUCUCGCCUCAUCUGACGAGGAUACAGAGCCGGAGAGGGAGCACAGCCUGGUGGUGCAAUGGGUGGGCAGCGCCCACAAGACCCCCGUGCUGCUGUUCCAUCCCGACGCCAUUGUGGGCUCGGAGCUGGCCUUCAAGACGAUUGGAGAACGCUACCACCUGGCCUACAAGUUUGUACGGACUGAAAGUCGGCUUGUGAGGAACAUCCUGGGUUCCCAUGGCUUCCAUGAGGUUCAUCCGAGCAGCAAUGACUUCAACCUGAUGUGGACGGGCACUCACCCCAAGCCCUUCUCGUUACGCUCGCUCACCGACUUCCAGAAGGUCAACCAUUUCCCCAGGUCGUAUGAGCUGACUCGUAAAGACCGCUUGUGCAAGAACGUGCAGCGCAUGCAGCAGAGCCAUGGACAUAAGCAUUUCAACAUCAUCCCCGCCACUUUCCUGCUGCCAGCAGAGUAUCAGGACUUCUGUUCCGCCCACUCUAAAGACCGGGGGCCGUGGAUUGUGAAACCAGUGGCCUCGUCACGGGGACGAGGAGUCUACCUCGUCAACAGCCCCAACCAGGUGACGAUGGACGAGAACAUCCUCGUGUCGCGAUACCUGGGAAACCCUCUGCUCAUUGACGACUUCAAGUUCGACGUGAGGCUCUAUGUUCUCGUCACGUCCUACGAGCCACUCGUGAUCUACCUGUACGAGGAGGGGCUCACCAGGUUCGCCACGGUAAAGUAUGACCGCAACUCCAAGUUCAUCAAGAACCAGUUCAUGCACCUGACGAACUACAGCGUCAACAAGAAAAGCCGCGACUAUGUCAGCUGCGAUGACCCGGAGGUGGAAGACUUCGGUAACAAGUGGAGCAUGAGCGCGAUGCUGCGUUGCCUCAAGCAGGAUGGACACGACACCACGGCCCUGAUGGCGCGGAUUGAAGACCUCAUUGUGAAGACGAUCCUGUCGGUGGAGCAGACCAUCGCCUCGUCUGUGCGCAUGUUUGUGCCGCACAGAGGCAAUUGCUUCGAGCUGUAUGGAUUUGAUGUCCUCAUCGAUGCCAACCUCAAGCCGUGGCUCUUGGAAGUCAACCUGUCUCCUUCCCUGGCGUGUGAUGCUCCCUUGGAUCUGAAGGUCAAGGCCAGUAUGGUGUCCGACAUGUUCAGUCUGGUCGGGUUCGUGUGCCAGGAUCCUUUGAUUGCCCGAGUCAAGGGCAAACCACAGGGCACAGAGUUGCCUGGCCGCCCAGCCCCCCACACACAGAGGGUUUCCACUGGCAGACCACAAACUGCAAAUCAACACUUGGUUUUGAGGGCGACGUCGGCCAACGUUUCAGAUGCCACGUGUUUAUCUGCCAGUCACGUGAGCAUCCUCGGCCUAUCAGUAGAAGAGGUGAAGGUUCUGCGCCGUGUGCAGGAGGAGUACGAGCGCAGAGGCGGGUUUGUCCGGAUCCUCCCUACUCCCCACUCCUGGGAGCUCUACGGUAACUUCAUGGAGAAUAAGACGACACUCAACCACAUGCUGGCCACACGUCUCUUUCACAGCCGGGCGGCAAAACCGACUGCGACUACAAGCAUUCCCUCCGUAAUGGGAAAAGCCAAGGUCGUGGAGCCGGCUCUGCUGGGCGAGGCCUACGCCAGGCUCCACCUCUACGAGCGCAGGCUCCUCUCGCUGGAGGCGCGCAAGCGACGGCGCCGGCAGCAACGGGAGCGUACGGCAGAUAAGCGGAGGGCGAGGAACAGGCGGCUUCCUGCUGAGAGAAAACCAACUUCCAGGAAGGGAACCUCAAGGAAAUCCUCCCAAGAGGAGGCGGAGGAAGAGGCGGAGGACCUCGAUGCGGAAGACGAGGAUGAAGAAAACGGAGAAGAUGACGAGGACGACGAUGGUGACGACGACAGCGUGGAUGAGGAGCCGGUUGUGGAGAGGGUUGCCAAACAGAACGGAUCGACAGCCAAGAUCCAGACUGCGGUUGCCAAGGAGACCAUUGUUGCCAGGGAGACCAGGGAUGUCGCACAGAAGGCGCCGAGAAGGGACGAGGCUCGGCCCAAAGACGCCGUUCUGGGAGCCCUGCUCUCUGGAGGGAACCUCAGCAAGGUGCAGGCGCGGCAGGCCUUUGCUGCGUACCUGUCUCGAGUCCAGCAGCGACUUGUGCAGGAGAGCAGGGAGCCCGCUUCCUCUGGGCCGCCGCUGCCCACGGACACCGAGCAAAUGGACCUGGUGGUGCGUUUCCUGCGCCGCGCGGCCGAUAACCUCCAGGCUCCCGUGCGCGUGGCGCUGCCUGGGCGCCGGCUGUCCCCGGCCGACCGCAAGCGCGUGCUGGCGGGGCAGCUCGGGAUCUUCCUGCUGCACUACAACCGGGAGACGGAGCUGAUGACCCAGCGCUCCACCAAGGAUGGAAAACUCGGAGCAGACACGCUGCCUCCCGAGAUGUUCCACCGCUUCAUGGACAGUGCGAGUGAGGGGGAGCUGGAGGAAGUUCUCACUCAGUAUACGCACAAGAACCGCUCUGCGAGUGUCUUCCUGGGCACACGGAAUAGUAACGCAGUGGCAGAUCCCAAAGGCCUCCACGAGACCCCCUCAGACUUGGCCCCCGCUGGCAAUGCGGAGAAGGCCGAGAGUGAGAGCAAUGCUCUGCCUCGCUCCGGAACGCACCAUCGCGAAACAGGAGCGGCGGUGGUGGCAUCAAAACCACCCCAGUACCCUCAGCCGGCGUGGCAGGGCCUUCCCACACAGGGCGCUCCGAGCGCCGGUAACCCAGGAUCCUGGGAGAAGCACGGCGCCUCUUCCGCCUCCGUUGUCGCCGCCACACACGUGCCCGGCUCGGCAGGGGGCUCGCAGGACAGGUGCUGUAAAGACGGUGGCACAAAUACUGACAGAUUGACCCAGCAUCCAGCAGUGCCAGCAAGUGCCUCUCCCUGCGCUUCCAACUCCUCCACUCGUGCCGCUUCCAUGGAGCUCCAGCUUUUGCCAAACGGCGACGGUCGCGGUGGUAGCGGCAGCGGCAUCGGCGUCUCCGGUUCAGGCCCGAGCUCUGGGUCAUCCCCGGUCACUGGCGCUCGGUCGUCGCCUCCAAGCAUGCCGGAGACCUCGGCCGCUACCGCUCAAGCGCAGCCGCUGACGGUAGCUGCAGUAAAGGCGGCAGCGGCAGCAGCAGCAGGUGGCGGCUGCGGCGUCAGAUUCGGGCUGUGGGCGAACUCGCACACGGGGCAGCCGGCAUCGUCGAUUCAUUCUGCCGCGACCAUUUACAGCCAGCGGCUGGGACGGCCGGCCUCCGCCAAAGUGGCGCACAGCCGUACCGGCUCGUCGCCCGUUCGGCAGCGGCCGGGAACAGCCGUGGCUCUGUCCCGUGAACAAGCGUGGGGCGGCGACGCCGUCGCGGUGGCGCUGAAGCGAUUGGCCGAGAAGCAGGCGUCGCGGCAGUACACGGCGGCCGGGCUGCUCGGCCAGCACCUCGCUAACUUGAACCCGGCGGGCCGCUCGUUGGUACGGCCUGAGUCUGGGCCGGCUCCCGCCCUCCACUCUGGCGGCAACGCCGCCCCGAGUCAUUCUGCAACCCAGCACCUGGCCGUUAAAUCGGCACCGGACUUCGGAAUCUCUCACCUGCCCAGCGGCGGCGGCGGCGGCGGCGUGCGGCAGAGUUACAUCAGGAGGACAGCGGAAGGGUCGGGUCGACCCCACGCCGCCGCGCUGAGCUCCUCACCAGACCCGCUGGCCGCAUGGGACCGCAUGUACGGGCAGCUGGCGGUCCUUGCCUCACGUCAUCCUGGCGGCCACCAGCCUCACAAGCCGGAUCGGGGCAGCCCCUGGCACCGCCCUGACGCCAGCGGGAGGACAAGGCAGCUCCCAGCCAGCGUCCGCAGUGACGGGGAUGCGGAUUUGCGCGAGACGGAAGCCCAAGAAGCCGUCACGCGUGUUUUCGAGUGGAAGAGCGGGGCGGGCGGAGGGCGGUGGGGGCAACAUCCGGAGGACAGCGCGGCGGGGGGCGGCACGGCGCACCGGCCGGAUCCGGGCCGAGCAACGCUGCUGCUGCAGCAGCAGCAGCAGCAACAGCAGCAGCAGCAACAGCAGCAGCAGCAACAGCAGUCGCGGGAGCUGCUGGAGACGAGCCGGGCCCGACACCUGGCGAUGCUGGCCGAGGGCCCCCCGUCCGUGCCGUGGACCCAGAGGGCGACUCCGCUCGUGCCCAAGCCUCCGUCGUCCCCGCUGCCGAGCCGGAAACAGCUGCCCCCACCGCUCCGCAUCGCCAGGGCAUCCUCGGCAGAGCGCCGGCGCGCAGUGACGGUGGUGACGGCGACAUCGACGGGGGGCGGACGUGACGAGAGCACAGAGAGACGUCCAGCCACAGGCUCUUGACAGCGGGCCCUGGCGACGCAGAGGAGGGAGAUGAGUCACACUUCCGAUUGGACAUCACACAGAGGGGUUGAGCAGUGAGGGGGCGUGAGAAGCCUGGAGGAGCCUUGCUGGAGGGGGGAGGGUGGUGGCUCUGCGACCUGCAGAUGGAAUUGAGUGGGUUGGAUGGGAAUGUCUGUGUGUGAAAGUGGACACAUGAGUGUGCUGAGCUAAUUGAUAACCUCAGUGAUCGCGUGCGUGUGUGUGUGUUGUGUGUGGUGGGUGUGUGGCGGGUGUGUGUGUGGUGUGUGUGGUGUGUGUGUUGUGUGUGAAUGGGAAGCGAUAGCCGUUGUGUUCAGCGAGCUGCGCUGUGAACCCAGCGGCCAGAGUUCGAUUCCCGCUCACGGCCAACACCAGUGAAGAUUAUCUGAACCGGUCCUGGGUUUCCCCGAGGUUGGCCUCAAAUAAGUACUUGGUGCCGAGCCUAAACAUCUGGGGAGACAAAGGCAGCCUGCUGGCCACCCACCUUCGUGUAUGCUGUGUCGGCCUUCAUAGGUGCUCGCUAACAGCACUUGCCCCAUCAGUCUAUUAGAGACUAUAUGGAGGAGGACCUUGGUGUGUGGCUGUGUGUGUAUCAACUGAGCACUCUCAUGUCCUCUGCUCAAACACAGCUGGGGAGCGGUGAUUCAGUGGUUCGUACACCCAAUUUAUUGUACUCUUGUAUCACUUUCGAUUUACAAGGCAAUGAUUUCGACGACACAUUAUAUAUGUGGUCAAAUGUGUUCCUUCAAUUGGCAGUCUACACCGCUAAAAGCAGUGGAUCUUCUCAACCUGGGGUGCGCGAGAUGCCCUUUCUGGGGGUGCGAGACGUGCCAGAUUUUUUUAGUAGGUAAAUCAUAGAAACACACUUAAGUACAACUACUUUGUUUAAUCAAACCAAUGUAUUUAUUAACAUAUAUUUUGUUAACGAUUGUGAACCAAAGGGGGGGGGGGGGGGGGUACAAGGCUGAAGUCAAAGUGAAGAACCACUGGCUCAUAGCAAUAUGUGUUGGCAAGUAUAUGGUGUGCUCCAAAUCGGGCAGCCGUGUGAUGUCAUCCAUCCGGCGAUGGAUGACAUCACAGACGCGUGUGUUGGGUUCUGGGCUUGGCUUCCCUCUGUGUAGGUUGACUCGGCCGUGAUUAAGCGUCUGUCUCAAGCCGGUGGCAUUAAACACCACAGCCACCCUCCUCCCGUGUGUCAGUGGCGUCCUCAAUUGGGCGAUCGCGUCAGUCAUUUCAGGUUCUAAAUUGUCGCUCAGCGUUAUUUUUUUUGUGUUUGCGUGCGCGUGUGUGUACAUAUAUCCUCGUGUUUACACCCCUUUAAUUUUCUGGCAAUUCGAUUGAUUCAGAGCAGGUCGUGGUGCCAAUAUAUACUACAGCGGUGCUGCUGCCGCAUUUUCUAGGCUGCCGGGGCCCGAACCAAAGCUUUCGCUUUAAUUCCUCUGCAGUAUGAUACGAAUUACUCUCCGAUACAAAUCGCUUUGUUUAAAUUGCAUUAAUAACGUAUGCACAAGUUUACGCUCUGGGACACGUUCAUCUGUAUUAGAUCUCGAGAACCCAGUAGUGGAAAUUCCACAUUGCUAUGGUGGGGACCAAUCUCCCCUUAAUGUAAUUUAAUGAACGACUGUUUUACUAUUUUGAGAAUCGGGGUCUUGUUCAAGAGCGUGUAUAUUUUUUUAUUGCCGGAUCGCGUACACACGAGUGACAUUUGUAAUCGUGUCCAUCGAACUGUGUCCAUUGAGUCGCGAGCGGGCUGAUGGGCAAAAAUAAAGAAAUAGCGGCCGGGAUUCUACGAAGCGUCGUGUUUGUUCAAAUUGUAUCAUCGUCCGACGUGACACGGAUUUAAAGCGUCGUGAAAUACAUCGACUGCAAACGUAAAAUAAGUAACAUUUUUAAAAAACUUUUUUUGAAACACGCUUUAAUGAAAUGUACCGUACUAGUAAUGGCAGAACUCCACAACUCCAGUAAGUGGCCCGAAGUUUGACACAACGUAAUUGGCCGUGGUGAUUUACAGCCAGCGUGAGUUGAGCGUGGACAAUUAGCCCCAAGCCGAAACAUAACAUAUAAAAAAUAAUGUUAAAAAUAUAUGUUUUAAUGAUAGAAUAAAGUAUUGUCAUCAGUAUGACAUAAGUAUACCAAGUUUGCAGUCGAUACCACAUUGGGAGGUGGGUUAAAAUUUAGUUACAAGAUUUGAGGAUACAACAGACAAGAGUGAGUUAAUCAAAAGGUGGUAAUUUUUAUUUCUUCUGAUGAGGCAAAUUAUCAAAGAUGUUGUCUAUUGGCAGUCGUGUAACACCUAGGAGCUUUGUAACGUUUCACUCACCGGCGCAGCAGCGAUAGUGCCCCCUCACAAUCGCGGCGCGUUUAAAAGUGAGCACGCCGGAUCAAUCGACGGUUCACAAUUUAGCUUUAUUUGUGCCAAGAGUUAUAAUGAAGGUGGCGGAAGCAACGACCGAACGAUUGCAAAUGAGACGGUCAAAAUAAAUAUAUAUGGAGACGUU
Molecule: messenger RNA, 10198 nt
Organism: Petromyzon marinus (sea lamprey)
Lineage: Eukaryota; Metazoa; Chordata; Hyperoartia; Petromyzontiformes; Petromyzontidae
Gene: TTLL5
Product: tubulin tyrosine ligase like 5
Biological process (GO): microtubule cytoskeleton organization; protein polyglutamylation
Cellular component (GO): ciliary basal body
Molecular function (GO): tubulin-glutamic acid ligase activity; tubulin binding
Source: RefSeq, a predicted model, not a curated record